Messenger RNA from Otolemur garnettii (small-eared galago), 849 nucleotides. RefSeq names its product E3 ubiquitin-protein ligase SIAH1-like. Lineage: Eukaryota; Metazoa; Chordata; Mammalia; Primates; Galagidae. Gene Ontology annotation, biological process: proteasome-mediated ubiquitin-dependent protein catabolic process; multicellular organism development. Bases 1 to 849 code for a protein of 282 amino acids. Gene Ontology annotation, cellular component: cytoplasm. The transcript has a single exon. Gene Ontology annotation, molecular function: ubiquitin protein ligase activity; zinc ion binding; ubiquitin conjugating enzyme binding. The record is from RefSeq and is a predicted model, not a curated record.
AUGAGCCGUCGGACUGCCGGGGAACUACCUGCUGGACUCUCACAGCGUCCACCAUCCCACAGCGUGCCUGCCCUGCCUGACACGACUGCAUCCAACAGUGACUUGGCGAGUGUUUUUGAGUGUGCUGUCUGCUUAGACUAUGUGUUACCACCUAUCCUUCAAUGUCAGCUUGGCCAUCUUGUUUGUAGCAACUGUCGCCAAAAGCUGACUUCUUGUCCAACUUGCUGGGGCCCACUGGGAUCCAUUCGCAACUUGGCUAUGGAGAAAGUGGCCAGUUCAGUACUUUUCCCUUGUAAAUAUGCCUCUUCUGGGUGUGGAAUAACUCUGCCGCCCACCGAAAAAGCAGACCACGAAGAGCUCUGUGAGUUUAAGCCUUAUUCCUGUCCCUGCCCUGGUGUUUCCUGUCAAUGGCAAGGCUCUUUGGAGGCUGUCAUGCCCCAUCUGAUGGAUCAGCAUAAACCCCUUAUAGCACCACAGGGAGAGAAUAUACUUUUCCUUGCUACAGACAUUAAUCUUCCUGGUGCUGUUGACUGGGUGAUGAUGCAGUCUUGUUUUGGCUUUCACUUCAUGGUGGUCUUGGAGAAACAGGAAAACCACUAUGGUCAAGAGCAGUUCUUUGCAAUUCUACAGCUGAUAGGAACACCUAAGCAAGCUGAAAAUUUUGCUUACUGCCUAGAGCUAAAUGGUCAUAGACGGCGAUUGACUUGGGAAGCAACUCCUCUGUCUAUUCAGGAGGGAAUUGCGACAGCCAUUAUGAAGAGUGACUGCCUAGUCUUUGACACCAGCAUUGCACAACUUUUUGCAGAAAAUGGCAAUUUAGGCAUUAAUGUAACUAUUACCAAGUGUUGA